Molecule: messenger RNA, 4424 nt
Organism: Acanthopagrus latus (yellowfin seabream)
Lineage: Eukaryota; Metazoa; Chordata; Actinopteri; Spariformes; Sparidae
Gene: ganab
Product: glucosidase, alpha; neutral AB
Exons: 25
Coding region: 197-3031 (944 amino acids)
Biological process (GO): N-glycan processing; carbohydrate metabolic process
Cellular component (GO): glucosidase II complex
Molecular function (GO): carbohydrate binding; glucan 1,3-alpha-glucosidase activity
Source: RefSeq, a predicted model, not a curated record
UUGUUUGAUUUAUUAUCAGUGUGUGAGAGGCCAGAGAUUAUCGCUGUGGGUACACACUUUGUUGGCGUCCGGGCAAAGUUUACUGUUUCAGGCUUUAAUGGCCGCAACGGAAAAUCAUUAUGGAAAAGUCGAGAUCACCCCCCAAUUGAAUUAACGGCUUGACAGGCUCCCUGUUCCGUUACCGCUGUCAGCAAGGAUGGCGUCUGUCUUGCUGCUCUGGCUGGCCGUGUGCCUCAGUGGGACAUGGGCUGUGGACAAGGGCAACUUCAAGACCUGUGACCAGAGUGCCUUCUGCAAGCGUCAGCGAGCUCUGAAGCCAGGGGAGUCUCCCUAUCGAGCCCUGCUGGAGACCAUGGAGCUGACCAACACCAGACUCACCUUACAGCUCAUCAAUGACAACAACAAGGUGCGUCUGCUGCUCGAGCUCUACCGUCUCCAGGGAAACAUAACGAGGGUGAAGAUUAACGAGCUGAAGCCCCUGAAGCCGCGCUACGAGGUCCCAGAUGUGCUCAUCAGGGAGCCACCCACUGAGCCCCUGUCUCUGUUGUCUCAGGACGAGAACGGAGUUGUGCUGUCCCUGGGAGCGGAGUCUCAGAGGGUCAUCGUCAGCGCCCGGCCAUUCCGGCUCGACAUCAUGGAAGGGCGAGACGUGUUGAUGUCGCUGAACUCUCGCGGCCUGCUGGCCUUCGAGCACCUGAGGAUGCGCAAGGACACUUUCUCCUAUAAAGUAACUAGCACAGUGGCUAGCGUGUGGGAUAAUAUCAAGAGGGUAUUCUCUAGUCAGGCAGACCCAGAGGGCGAGAAGAAAGAGGAGGCUGAUCCGGCAAACCAGGCCGAGACAGCAAAGGAAGAGGAAGAGAAAGUAGAAGACGGGAUGUGGGAGGAAUCGUUUAAAUCGCAUGCAGAUAGUAAACCUAGUGGUCCUUCUGCAGUUAGUUUAGACUUUUCGUUGCCAGGGGUUGAGCACGUCUACGGCAUCCCAGAACACGCAGACACCCUCAGACUCAAAACAACAGAUAAUGGUGAUCCGUAUCGGCUCUACAACCUGGAUGUCUUCCAGUAUGAGCUUUAUAACCCCAUGGCCCUUUACGGUGCUGUCCCUGUCAUGUUGGCCCACAACGCCCAGCGGACCACAGGCAUCUUCUGGCUCAAUGCGGCUGAGACCUGGGUGGAUAUCAGCUCCAACACAGCUGGAAAGACUGUGUUUGGGAAAAUGCUGGAUUACGUGCAGGGCUCCAGUGAGACGCCGCAGACGGAUGUGCGUUGGAUCUCUGAAAGUGGCAUCAUCGAUGUCUUCAUUAUGCUUGGACCAACACCCAAAGACAUCUUCUCUCAGUAUGCCUCCCUCACAGGCACCCAGUCGUUCCCUCCCCUCUCUGCUCUGGGCUACCAUCAGUGCCGCUGGAACUACAACGACCAGAAGGACGUGCAGGAGGUGGACGCAGGCUUUGACGAGCACGACAUCCCCUAUGACUUCAUCUGGCUCGACAUCGAGCACACUGACGGGAAGCGCUACUUCACCUGGGAUCCACACAAGUUUGCAUCCCCAAAGGAGAUGCUGCAGGGUCUGGUGGACAAGAAACGCAAGAUGGUUGCCAUUGUGGACCCUCAUAUCAAAGUUGACAGCAACUACAAGAUCCACAAUGAAAUCCGCUCUCGGGGUUUUUAUAUCAAGAAUAAAGAUGGGGGAGACUACGAGGGCUGGUGUUGGCCUGGUAGUGCCGGCUAUCCAGAUUUCACCCGUGCAGACAUGAGGGCCUGGUGGGCCAGCAUGUUCGCCUACGAUCAGUAUGAGGGUUCCAUGGAGAACCUCUAUACGUGGAACGACAUGAAUGAGCCAUCAGUCUUUAAUGGGCCAGAGGUCACCAUGCACAAGGACGCCAUGCACGGAGCCUGGGAGCACCGUGAUGUCCACAACCUGUAUGGCUUCUAUGUGCAAAUGGCCACAGCGGAGGGUUUGAUCCAGAGGUCAGGAGGAGUCGAGCGACCAUUUGUCCUGACCAGAGCCUUCUUUGCUGGGUCACAGCGCUAUGGUGCUGUGUGGACCGGCGAUAACGCUGCUGAGUGGGACCAUCUGAAAAUCUCCAUCCCCAUGUGUCUGAGCCUGGGCCUGGUCGGAAUCUCCUUCUGUGGUGCUGACGUUGGUGGAUUCUUCAAGUCUCCCAGCUCUGAGCUGCUGGUGCGUUGGUACCAGACGGGGGCGUACCAGCCCUUCUUCAGGGCCCACGCUCACCUGGACACACCCCGCCGUGAGCCCUGGCUGUUUGGUCCUGAAAACACAGCGCUGAUCCGUGAGGUGGUGCGCCAGCGCUACACCCUCCUGCCCUACUGGUACCAGCAGUUCUACCAAGCACACCAGACUGGACAGCCCAUCAUGAGACCUCUGUGGGUGGAGUAUCCUCAGGAUCCUGCUACUUUUGCUAUUGACGAUGAAUUCUUGAUUGGGAGAGACUUGUUGGUGCACCCGGUUACUGAGGAGGGAGCCAGGGGAGUCACCGCCUACCUGCCUGGCAAAGACGAGCUUUGGUUUGACGUCCACACCUUCCAGAAACACAAUGGGGCCCAGAACCUUUACAUUCCUGUCACCAUGAGCUCUAUCCCUGUGUUCCAGCGCGGCGGCUCCAUUAUUCCCAGGAAGCUACGAGUUCGCAGGUCUUCCACCUGCAUGGAGCACGAUCCCUACACUCUAUAUGUGGCUCUUAACCCCCAGAGAACUGCAGAGGGCGAGCUCUACAUAGAUGACGGUCACACCUUCAACUAUGAAAAGAAGGAGUUCAUCCUCAGGAAGCUUUCCUUCGCCAAAAACAUCCUCUCCUCUGUUAACAUCGCUCCGGAUGCCCAGUUUUCUACCCGCUCCUGGAUCGAACGCAUUAUCAUACUGGGAGCCAGUAAGCCCAGCAAGGUUACCCUCAAGACUGCUGGUGGUCAGGAGAGCCAGGUAGAGUUUGAAUUCGACGCCUCAAUGUCGGUGUUGACGCUCCGCAAGCCCGGCAUGAAUGCCGGGGUAGACUGGUCUGUGACGCUUCAGUAACCAUGGAGACGGGUGACAAUGAGGAGGAGCAGGAGGAGAAAAUGACUGAACCGGACUGAACAGAGAGAGCGAGAAAGAAGCGCUGAUACCUACGACUAACUAAAGCAAAGACAACAGGACAGCCACCGUGGAGGGGAAAAAAAGAACAUAAACGCAUCAAAACACACAAACAUGCAUAAACCCAUGUAGACCUGUUAGUCCAACUGAGCCACCUAACGUCUCUGUCAUGUCCCUCUUGUGUUCAGUCACACUGUAAAAACCUAACAAGAAUGGUUACUGCUAGAUAGAUAAUUAUGUUCGUCAGGUUCUUCGGAUAGAUGGCAACUGAGCAACUCGAAUCAUGUCAUUGUAAUGAAUCCGUGGGGUUGAGAAGAAAACAUUCAGACACUCUUUUGUUUUGUUUUUUAAUCAUCCAUCCUGUCUCCCUCUGAAGAAAGAUCACUGUGAUUUUGAAAUGAAGGUUCACAUUCAGAGCACAUGCUCCACCUGCUGGUGAUUCCCUUGAUCUGUUUCUGAUUCAAAAAUAAAUCAUUCCAUCCCUUCUAUAAGCAAAAGCACUUAAAUCAGCAACGAGCUCGACCGUCUUUACUUCUGCCACAUUUGAUUAUAUUUGGGGAUAGCUUGCCAACAAUCAAUUCAUCCCUGCAGCUCUGCCACAAAAUGUAAAGAAAUUGCCAGGGCACGUUAAUUCUUUAGCCUCUGCCGGAGAACGUCAGUGAUGAGUUUGAUUCAUUAUCAUUGUUUGACAGUGGGAGCGAUCAGGUCGGUUAACUGCUGCACCGAGAGGGGAUUUUCAGCUGUUCUUUGGAAGAAACUUGGGGAAUCGCUUCAGGGGACUAAACCACUGGUGUUUGUGGAUCAUCCUGUCGAUGUGCGUUCUUUCUUUUAUCGAGUCCUUUUUCUCAGCGUUGUUUACUAGAUUAUUUUUAAUGCACUUGAGGAAGUGUGACAACUUACAAGAUGUUUAGAUUUUCAUGUGUUAAUUAGAUGUCGGGACUGUCGGGACUGUCGGGACUCCAGAAUGUCAUUUGCAGCUUAACGAACAGGUCGGAUUGAAUUCUUGAAAGGUUUUUCACUAGCAGAUAUCCAUUGUGCUGGUUUUCUAUGAAAGUAAAUCCUUAACGCCGAGCAGUCGUGAACUGUCAGAUGAUUCUCUGGAGACUGUAGUCCUGUCAAGUCAAAUCAUUGGGCCUUUUAGGAGUUUUGAUGUUCUAUGAGUUUGUCUUCUUGAUUGUUUUUAUGAUUAUAAAUGUACAUGUUGCUUCAGUUUUGUUGGUGAUGGCUUGAACUGGUGGAAAACGGAAGUGAAGGAAAAAGACUUAAGCUGUCAAAGUUAUCAGAUGUACUACUAAAAGAUGAGACCAAGUGAAAAUAAAGUUGACCAAAUGUGAGA